Molecule: messenger RNA, 855 nt
Organism: Pelobates cultripes (western spadefoot toad)
Lineage: Eukaryota; Metazoa; Chordata; Amphibia; Anura; Pelobatidae
Source: the annotation of a GenBank genome assembly
AUGCCUGAAUUGAAGCCGGGGUGUGCUACCAAUGCUGGGGGCGCCCUGGUGAAUCGUCCGAUACCGGACUCGAGUGUUUCCCGCAAGCGAGAACUCAAUGCGGCAAGCUGCGGCCCGCGGUGGACGGGGCAGGGGGAAGACGGCCGCUCCCCUCGCCUCAGCGCCCGGGGCCCAGAGACUCCGAUUACCCGCUCCCCCCCCUCAGGACCGGCGGGGGUGAUCCCGGUCCAAUUCUUCCAGGCAGCAGGGCUUAAGCGCAAGCUGACAGCAGAACAUACAGGGCAGCCCCAUGCUACACGGGCACUUACAAUGGCGGACACCACGUGCAUUCAAAACUGCCACACGGACAAGCACAGCAUUAUGGACAAACUCAAAGCCAUACUUGACGCCUUCUGGGCACGAAUAGCGAGCAAGGAGCGACACACUAAAGUGUGUAAACCCAUCAAAAGACCCGCACAUACCCACCGCAACCGCAUAGGCCCCCACCUGAUGGGACCUAAAAGUUGGCGCCAAAGACGGAGAUCCCACCUGCUUAAACACAAACAGGCAAGAUCAAGCCACACUGUGACCCUGGCCCGAAUUGGCCCACAAGCUCACCCCAGACCCUGCAUGAAGCGGAGACCCGAACAGCAACCAAUAGCAAGCAAGCUUCACUCACAGCUCCGAUCCUACCCGACGCCAUGGAGAGCUCCAAAGCACCAAACGGAGAAUACACUUACCCGCAACGUCCAUGCCGGUUCCUGCGGUGACGAGCAGAUGAGACAGCAAUUGGAACACACAGCGCUGCUCAUGACAGAGCCUCAGCAGGACUUUCAAACGAUCCCAACACCCUUCAAUGCGCUGGGUAUCGGCUGA